GCCCCCGCGGCCGCGCCUCCGCUCAGGGACAUGCUGCUCGCCGCCUACCUGCUCAGAGGCUACUACCAGCCGGCAGGGCCGCUCAUCUCCGCGGCGCACCACGCUCCGCCCCCGGGCCCCGCGGCGCUCGCCGCCGCCGCAGCCGCCGCCGCCGCCGCCUCCAGCAAGGCGCCGCCCCCGCAGCAGCACGCGGCGCUGCCCCCGACGCCCACGCCGCCGCCGCCAUCCACCGCCGCCGCAACCGCCGCCUCCUCCACUUCCAACAGGGAGGGGUCGCCGGACAGCGAGGUGACCGUGGUGGGAGGGGAGCUGAUGGCGCAGCAGUACCGCUACCAGCCAGUGGUGGCGCCGCCCCCGCCGCCCGGACAGCAGUUCGGCUACGGCUACGCCCCCCAGUACUACCCCAGCCCCCCCGCCUCCAGCCUGCAGUACCCGCACUACCACCAGGAGCUGUGCUACCCGGCGCCGCCGUACUUCCACCACAAGAGCUCCGCCUACUCGACGCCGCCGCCGCCCCCGGUGGCCGUGCCGCCCCCGGUGGCCGCCGCCGCCGCAGCCGCCGCCGCCGCGCAGCGCUACCACCGCGGCUACCUGCCGGCGCCCGCCCCCGGCUACGACCAGCCGGCCUCCGGCAGCUCGUCGGGCGCCUCCGCCUCCGGCAGCACGGCGGCGGGCCAGGUGGUGCCGCUGGGCUCGUCGUCGUCCGCCUCCGGCGGGUCGGGCGCGCCCUCCGGGGGCGGCUCGUACGCCCCCGUGCACGACGCGUACGCGGGCAGCACCGGCUCGUCCGCCUCCGGGCCCGCGCCGCCGCCCCCCGCCGCAGUCGUGGACGCGUACCCGCCCCCGCCGCCGCCCCCGGCCGCCUACUACGGGUACGCGCAGCCGCCGGGAGGUCCGCCCCCGCCGCCCCCGGUCUGCUACACGCACUCGCCCACCCGCAGCCUACCCUACAUAGAGUACCCGAGCUGCCCGUGCCCCAUGCAGUCGUGUCCAAAAAACGUCCAUACUGGGCCUCUUACUGGUGACAGCAGUAAGGGGCCGGCCAAGCCCCAGCUACAACUGCAGCUCCAGCCCCCGCCGGCCCAGCCGCAGCCCCCGCAGCAGGCCCAGCAGCAGCAGCCGCCGCAGGCCCCCGCGCCCGCCCCCGCGCCGCCGCCCCCGAUGCCGCUGCCGCUGGAACCCGCCCCCUGCCCGCCCAGCCCGGCGCGCGGCAGCGCGGGGGUGGGGGUGCCGCCCCCGCCGAGCCCCGGCCGCGACGGCGCCGCCGCCACGCUGCUGGUGCGCCGCCCCCGCCAGGAGGGCUCGCCGGCCGCGCUGCCCCACACAGGGGCUGCUGGAGAAGCUACAAUCACCUCGGGCACUGUUACUGCCCCCGAAACCAAGACAGAGGUGAAAUGCGAGCCCGUGGCGGCAGCCACUGCGACGCCGUCGGCGGUCCGAAAGCGGCGGCCCUCCGCGGCACACACCGAGGCACCCACUGCCGCUCCGGCACCCAAGAAGGCGCGCACCAACUCGUGCACUGCCGCCGAGGCGGCCGAAAAGUCUCCGCCGCCGGCAGCGGAAGGCCCCGCGGCGACCGAGGCCGCCGCGCCCGCGCCGGCAGAAGCGGUGCGGGCGGACCCGGUGCCCACCGUAAUGCCCCCGAAAGUUGGCAAGCGCAAGGGCACAGAUGAAGUGCCGUCCGAGCAGCAGCAGCAAGAGCAACAGCAGCAACAACAAGAGCAGCAGCAGCAGCAACAAGAAGAACAGCAGCAGCAACAGCGCAAACUGGCAAAAGUGAAUCGCUCUCAAGCAAAGGUAUACCCACAUAGGAAGAAACUGCAGCCAGGUGUGUGCAUUAACAAUAACCGGCUGCCCCCGGUAGAGGCCCCAGCCAAGCAGUUGCAGGCCAAUGGUUCGGCCGCCUCCCCCACACCUUCAGCCAACCCCGCUCCGGCAGCUGCUCCCACAGCGGGGCGCAAGGUGCGUCGCACGGCUCCGCCUCCGCCCAGGACCGCGCCCUCCGCUUCGGUGGUGAACGCUGCCGCGGAACGGAGGCGGCGGCGCUCCUCCAACGGGCGCCGCAGCCCCCCUCCUGCCGCCCCCGUGGGGCAGGCCGGUACUGCCCCCUCAGUUCCCGCCCGGCGCCAGUCGAGGGUGUUGUCCGGUCCGCGCAAGUCCUUGGGUCCGAGGUGGUCCAACGGUUGGUCUUGGGAAGGUGCAUCCUUUGAGGCCAAAGUCUUCCUCACUAGUGACGAUGUACCUGUUACACGUAAAUGCUAUCCUGCAAUGCGACACGUGGAGGGCGACCUGGUGUGCCCGCAUGACUGCAUCCUCCUCAAGUCUGGACCGAGGAAGCUGGACCUCCCAUUUGUUGCAAAGGUCGCUGCCCUGUGGGAGAACCCAGAUGACGGCGAAAUGAUGAUGUCACUGCUUUGGUACUACCGACCAGAGCACACGGAACAGGGCAUCUCUUCUGCAGACACAGAAGACGAAAUAUUUGCUUCAAAGCACAAAGACAUCAACAGUGUGGCCUGUAUAGAGGAUAAGUGCUACGUCCUCACUUUCACAGAAUACUGCCGGUACCGGAAGGUGGCCCGACGCCAGGAUGAGGGAGUGCGCGAGCCCCCUCUGGUGGUGCCGCCGCCCGAGGACAAUCCACGCAGUCGCUUCCAGCCACCGCCUUCGGUCUCGUCGGAGCUGGUCUUCUACUGCCGCCGAGUCUACGACUUCCGACAGAAGCGAAUCCUCAGCUCAAGGGUGUCGGGUGGGAGCCGUUAUGCCCGGCAGCUCAACAGGAACCGCUCCCGCCUCAUGUAGCCGGCAGGCUUUGGCUCGCCCUGCCUCACAAGCCGGUGCCUAGUGUGCUGCAAUCCAACCGAGAUGUGUGAUGACUUCUCAGCUUACCCAUGACAGUGUCCCAUGCGCUCAGUGAACAGAGUCGAGUGGUGAAGAGGAAACUGUGGACCAGGGACGGGAGUGAAUGGCAGCUGUGCAUCUGAUCUUCUGCGUGCCCCUCGUGUGUCAGUGUCUGGGGCGAGUGGGACACGUGUGUUUAUAUGUAUGCCGUGUAUAUGUAUGUACUGAAAUGAGAAUGAGUACGGUCUCGUACGUGGUAACUUAGAACUGCUUCAUUACAGAGUUGAUUUGUAGAUCGCCAAUAUUUGUGUCAAAUAUUUUGCAUUGAAAUGCCACAUUGUUUUGUUGUAAUCAUUUCUCAACUGGUUAGAUUUAUGUAUGAGAACAGGAGGUUUUCUUCAUUUAGUUAACAUCUGUUCUACUCUCAAUUCAGUUGCUUAUUGCAUUGUUAAUUACCAGGAAGAGGAGUAUUUCCUGUUGUGUCAAACUGAUGAUUUCUGUUUGGCCUCUCUUAUUAGAAGAAAGAGUAUUUUGAAGCACAUGGAGAUUCGGGUGCUAUGUAUUGUUUUAAAGUUGAUUAUAAUUAAUUGGUGAUCGACAUGAAGUAAUUUUUUUAGUUCCCUGUAUGUUGUUGUUAUAUUAUGGAGUGAUGUUAUCAUAUUGCUUUUUUAUUUUGAGAUGAAAUUGAGUGAAGUACGUUAAAAAUGUAAUGACCGGAGUACUGGGAAGGCACAGAACACCAAACAUUUUCUUUGUGUCACCCAAAUAUUGGAAAUGUUACUUUUCUUUUGCUAGAAGGAUUUUUCAUUAUUCUGUCUGUUAGCUAAGUGAAUGAACUGGCUGGAAUUUAGAGGAAAAGUUGUGCCAUUGUGUAUGUGGGUACCAUAGGAACUUACUGAUGUUAAUAUAGUUUUUGCCAUUUACAUACACAUAAAAUCAAAAAUGCUUUUGUGGUACAUAUUUUUAUAGCAAGCCUAAUUCAUAAAGGAAUAUUGGGUACAGCAGCUACUCUUUCUAGUCCUUCUUUUAUCAAAAAAAUUCCUCAUAGUUAGAACCAAAGAGCUCGUAAAAUGAGGAUAUUUAAUGAAAUAACAAAUAAUGGGUUAUCAAGGUAGAGUACCCUGUAUCAGUAACUUUUUUUAAAUUUGUAUUUUUUUUUUAUGAAAGAUUUGUAGUUUGCCCCCACAUCUUUCUUAGUAUAUACAAGAAAUUCCCACUAUUUCCUUCUCAAGUGCUGUUGUUGCAUAGAAGCUUACCAGCAGAAUUAGGAAUUGGAAUCCUGUCUAUUCCUAUUUCCCCCCUACAUUGUUGAAAUGAUCGCAGCCUCUGUACUCUGUAUGAUUGUCAUUUUAAAGCAGAUGUAGGAACUGACUCCAAACCUGCGUGUGUCAGAAGCCUUAAAUGGAGAAACAAUAAUGAGGUCACACGUCGUAAACUGGAAAUUGUUUCAAAUCACCCGAGAAUCGCUCGGAGAAGAAGCUACAACAGAACAUUUAAAAACAUGAGAGCAUUUGUUUUACUGUGCAUUGAGUAAUGAACACAAGAGAAUGCUCACAAUCCUAGAAUUUGUACUAUAAUAUUGUAAAGAGAGUAGAGUACUAUAUUAUUAAUAUAGAACAGAAAGAGAUAUAUCUAUAUAUAUAAAUAAAUAAUAUAUAUUUAAUUUAAAAAAGUGAAAAAUUGAUAUUUAUAAAAAAAUGUGGUUUGUGUGGUUUCAGAGUUAGGGAAUCUUUACAUUUUGCGAAAACUUGAGCUUUUCUGGCAAAAAAAAAAAAAUUAUUAAAUAUUAUGUUUCCUUCAUUUUGUUGGCUCUGUAACAGGUUUCUUUUUGUUGUGCUCGGCUGUUUGUCAUGUCUCCAAUAUGCUGUGCAUUACUACAGUAAGUGAUACUAUAUUAUUUGUUAUGUAUCAAUCGGUCUUGUCGUGACUGGUUUCUGACAGCCCAGCUAAAUUGUAAAACUUGUUCAGCAACCUCACAUAGGGUGAUGUUGUCUUGUAUGUUAAGUGCUUUGUUGAAGAUGUGGUGGUAUUACAAGCUGUAAUAAUUUCCCACCAUUUACAGGUGGUAAUUGUGUCUGCUGUUGCCUGUGAUCAAUUAACUCAGUUUGUUGGUGUGUAAUGCACACAACAGCCCAAAUGGUGAGAAUUGAGGCAGUAUGCUUAUUGCAACAUCACACCAGAUUUAUUUCAUUAAACACAAAUUGCUGCUUUGGGAGCAGUAAAGGGGUGUAGGUGUUUGGAGAUAAGGAGACGACAGCUGUGGAGCUUGCUGGACACAGUAAUUGACAUAUACAUAUGCUAUAACACUGUUGUGGAAAUAUAAAGUAGCGAUUUUAGUAACUAAAAAUUUUUUGAACAAAACUUGUCCAGAAUGAUUACUUUUGUAAAAGCCACUCUGGCUUUUCCUAUGUCUGAUGUUCCCACCUGCCCAUCCUUAUAUCCCGUCUUCUUCAUUAAGUGGUGCAGCAUUCUUGCAGGUGAACAAAAUGGGAACAGUACUCAUUCAGGCUUAUUGGAAGCAAGUGCUGCAUUGGUUACUUCUUAUGUACUGAUUUUACUCUGACUGCUAUGUGGGCUUAACUUAGUUUUCCAUUGAGACAGUCUUGUGUUAUUUCAGUUACUGUACCAGAUUUAUUUUUUUAACCACGAGUGGAAGCUGGCAGUUGUAAAUUGUAUUUUUUACAUCUGCUUCUGUAUGAAAUGUGGAGAACUUUACAACUGAUUGUAUGCAGAGGCAACGUCACUGGCUGCUAACCCUGUUCAGAGGGAAUUUCCCAUCACCUUGCUUGUGGAAUAAUAGAGUGCACAUUCUGUGCCAUCACAAACUGAUGUGAAUUGUGGUGCACAAAUGAAAGUCAUCUAUGAUCUGUUUUGUCUGCCAGACUGAGAGAUUCAGAAAUUUGGAGUGACGCGAUACACGUUCUCGUAAAAUGUUUGCUGUUUGUGGCACAGUAUUUUGUACAUCAUCACUUUGCUGUACCUGUGAAUAUGGAAACACGAUUAGAUCAUCUCCAUGUGCAGAAAAUUACAAAUAAAAUUAGAUUUCUCCAGAGAAUGAUGCGGGAGCUGCUAUGUAAUGUAUAAACAUUGAUAAUGACAAGUGUCUCGAAAAACCAGUGCCACUGUCUUUUAAUACAAUCAGGUGUCACAGUUUUGGAUUUAGUGUCAGACACAAUCACAACUACGAAACCCUUGCGGCAAGUGUUUAGUGCGUUAGCUCACAUUUAGUGUGUUGGGUUGUGUUGCCUUCAGUAGGUGCCUUUGCAUGUCACAAAAGAGAGCAAAGUGAGUGAAUAAAAUUUUUUGAGAGGAUGGACAUAAGAAUGAAAAAAAUGCUGAUCUAUAAUCACCGACAGCAGAAUGAACCAUAAAAGUACGCUGAAUGAUUGUGCUUUUUUGUCAUAUUUAUCAGAAACAAAAUAUUGCAAUUAUAUUGUCUGUUUUCAAUUGUCAGAGAAUAAAUGUGUGAUAAGUCUCCUUA
Molecule: messenger RNA, 6319 nt
Organism: Schistocerca gregaria
Lineage: Eukaryota; Metazoa; Arthropoda; Insecta; Orthoptera; Acrididae
Product: basic proline-rich protein-like
Exons: 11
Coding region: 31-2799 (922 amino acids)
Molecular function (GO): chromatin binding
Source: RefSeq, a predicted model, not a curated record